Acanthosepion pharaonis is the source of this 7386-nucleotide messenger RNA. Lineage: Eukaryota; Metazoa; Mollusca; Cephalopoda; Sepiida; Sepiidae. The record is from the annotation of a GenBank genome assembly.
AUGUAUUACAAUUUGUUCAUAUCUAUCUAUCUAUCUAUCUAUCUAUCUAUCUAUCUAUCUCUUCGGUUUCUAUCUAUCUAUCUAUCUAUCUAUCUAUCCAUCUAUCUAUCUACCAGUCUCCUUAUUUUCUCUCUCUCUCUCUCUCUCUGUCUGUCUGUCUGUCUGUCUUUGAUAUUUAUUUUUCAUUCUCUAUUUCUUUCAUUUUCUAUUCGCUUAUCGACUUUCUUUCAUUUUUUUUUUCAAUUACUUUUUCGCUUACUUUUCUCUUUCUGUCACCCUCUCCCUCCCUCUCUUUCUCCCCCUCUCCCUCCCCCUCCCUCUCUUUCUCCCCCCUCUCUCUUUCUCCCCCUCUCUCUUUCUCCCCCUCUCCCCUCUCUCUCUACCCUUCUUAUCUCCUCUGCCUCUCUCUCUCUCUUUCAUUCUUUCAAUUUUUCCAGCCUUAUCUUCUAUCUCUCUCUCUCUCUCUCUCUCUCUCUCUCUCUCUGCCUUCUUAGCUUCGUUCUCACUCUGUCUUUUAUAUUUCUGUCUCCUUUCCAUUCUCCGUCUCUUUUAUUUUCUAUUCUGCUUAUCGACUUUCUUUCAUUUUUUUUUUUCAAUUACUUUUUUCGCUUACUUUUCUCUUUCCCCUCUCUCUCUUUCUCCCCCUCUCUUUCUCCCCUUUCUCUUUCUCCCCCUCCCUCUCUCUUUUCUCCCCUCUCCUCCCUCUCUUUCUCCCCCUCUCUUUUUCUCCCCUCUCCCUUCCUCUUUCUCCCUCUCCCUCUCUCUCUUUCUCCCCCUCCCUCUCUCUUUCUCACCCUCUCCCUCCCUCUCUUUCUCCCCUCCCUCUCUUUCUCCCUCCCUCUCUUUCUCCCCCUCUCCCUCCCUCCCUCUCUUUCUCCCCUCUCCCUCUCUCUUUUCCCCUUCCUCUCUCUGUCACCCCCUCCCCUCCCUCUCUUUCUCCCCUCCCUCUCUCUUUCUCCCCUCUCCCUCCUCUCUUUUCUCCCCUCUUUCUCCCCCCGCCCCUCUCUUUCUCCUCCUCUCUCUCUCUCCACCCCUUUUUUUUUAUCUCCGUCCUUUUGUUUCAUUCUUUACUUUUUUAUUUCUUUCUUUCUUUUUUUCGCCAUGUUUCUUUUCCAUUUCCGUUUUACAUUAAUCCUUCUUUCGUUGGUACUUUCUUUUUCUUUUCUUCUCUUCUUCUUUCUCUCUCUCUCUCUCUUUCCUUCGUUUUUCAUUCAUUCUAUUCUGUGUUCAGUCUAUCUUUCUCUCUCUUUUAUUCUUUCCAUCCAGUUUUAUCUUUUUUCCCCUCUUUUUCUUCGUUUCCUUCUCUAUUUCUUUCAUUUUUCUUUCAGUUCUUUCCUCUAUCUUAUCACUUUCUUCUCUCUCCCUCUCUAUUCCUUACUCCUUCAGUUUCAUUCUUUCUUUCUUUCUUUCUUUUUAGCAUUGCUUUUUUGCUCUUCUUUUUUCUUUCCUUUAUCUCCAUGUUUUUUUUCUUUUCACCUCAGUUUGUUUCGUCUCCUUUUCGCACUAAUCGUUAUCUUAUUAAUUCUUUCUUUUUACUCUCCCUCUUUCUCUCUUUCCUUCUUUCUUUUUCUUUCUUUCUUUUUCUUUCUUUCGCGUUCUCCUCUUCUUUCUUUAUUCUUCUUGCUGCUUUCUUCCAUUUUUUCUUUAUUCCUUAAAUAUGUCUCAAAGGUUUAUACUCAAGCAUUCUUUAGAAUUUUCCCAAUUUUCUGCUUUCCUUUCUCGUCUGUGUCUCUUCGCUACUUUUCUUUUUCACUUCUUUUCUAUUUUUCUUUUCUCCUGUUUCGAGAUUUUCUUUCUUUCUUUCUUUCUUUCUUUCUUUCUUUCUUUCUGUUGCCUCCCAUAUUCUUUCUUCUCAUUCCUUUGCUCUAUCCCUCUCUGGUCUAUAAUCCUUCCAUUCCUUCUCUUCAUUUUUUUUUUUUGUUUUGCUUCUCUCUCUCUCUCUCUUUCACUAUCUAUCUAUCUAUCUAUCUAUCUAUCUAUCUAUCUAUCUAUCUAUCUAUCUAUCUAUCUAUCUAUCUAAUUCAUUCAUACCUAGUUAAUUCUGUUUAUAUCUAUCAAUCUAUGUUCAUAUCUCUAAUUUUGUUCAUAUCUAUCUAUCUAUCUAUCUAUGUCAUCCUGUUCCGUGUCAAUCACAUUCCUUUAUCUAUCUAUCUAUCUAUCUAUCUCAUUCUGCUUCUAUCUAUCUAUCUAUCUCAUUCUGCUUCUAUCUAUCUAUCUAUCUCAUUCUGCAUCUAUCUAUCUAUCUAUCUAUCUAUCUAUCUAUCUCAUUCUGCAUUGUCCUUUAUUUCGCUCACUAAAUUUCAUCCAAUUCCUCCCCCCCCCACCAAACAAGUCGCCAUUAGUUUUUCUUUCUUUUGUAACAGCCUUUUCUUUCUUUCUUUCUUUCUUUCUUUCUUUCUUUCUUUCUUUCUUUUAAUACAUCACCCUUCUCUCUCCUCCUUCUAUAAUGGCUUCUAUCUUUCUUUCAUCAUAACGUUUUUUCUUCCUCUUCUUUCUUUCUUUUCUUUUUUUUUUCUUUCUUUCUUUUCUUUUCUUUCUGUCUUUCUUUUUCUUUCUUUCUUUAAUACAUCACUUUCUCUAUCUCCUCCUAUAAUAUCUUUCUUUCUUUCUGUCUUUCUUUCUUUCUUUAAUACAUCACCCUUCUCUAUCUCCUCCUUCUAUAAUGGCAUCUAUCUUUCCUUCAUCAUAACCUUUCUUUUCUUUCUUUUCUUUUCUUUCUUUCUUUCUUUCUUUCUUUCUUUCUUUUUUCUUUCUUUAAUAUAUCACUUUUCUCUAUCUCCUCCCUAUAUAAUAGCUUUCUUUCUUUCUUUCUUUCUUUCUUUCUUUCUUUCUUUCUUUAAUACAUCACCCUUCUCUAUCUCCUCCUUCUAUAAUGGCUUCUAUCUUUCUUUCAUCCCUAUAACGUUUUUCUUCCUCUUUCUUUCUUUCUUUCUUUCUUUCUCUUUUACUAUCUCACUUGUUUUUCCUCCUCAAACUUUCUUUUUUUCACAUAAUUUUUCUUUCUUUCAUUCACUAUCAGCCUUUCUUUCUUUUUUCUUUCACGGUGUGAUUUAUUUUCUUUCUUUGUUCCACUAUCAGCUUCUUUCUUUCUUUCUAUCACUGUCGGCUUCUCUUUCUUUUUAUCAGUUCUUUCUUUCUUUCUUUCUUUUUUUCUUUCUUUCUUUCUUUCUAUCACUGUCUUCUUUUCUUUCUUUCUUUCUUUCUUUCUUUCUUUCUUUCUUUCUUUCUGCUUUUCUUUCUUUUUACCAGUUCUUUCUUUCUUUCUUUCUUUCUUUCUUUCUUUCUUUCUUUCUUUCUUUCUAUCACUGUCUGCUUUUCUUUCUUUUUAUCAGUUCUUUCUUUCUUUCUUUCUUUCUUUCUUUCUUUCUUUCUUUCUAUCACUGUCUGCUUUUCUUUCUUUUUUUAUCAGUUCUUUCUUUCUUUCUUUCUUUCUUUUCUAUCACUCUUCUCCUUUUUCUUUCUUUUUUAUCAGUUCUUUCUUUCUUUUUUCUUUCUUUCUUUCUUUCAUCAAUCUUUUCUUUCUUUUUAUCAGUUCUUUCUUUCUUUCUUUCUUUCUUUCACUGUCUGCUUUUUUUUUUUUUUUUAUCAGUUCUUUCUUUCUUUCUUUUUUCUUUCUUUUCUUUCUAUCACUGUCUUUUUUUUCUUUCUUUUUUCAGUUCUUUCUUUCUUUCUUUCUUUCUUUCUAUCACUGUCUGCUUUUCUUUCUUUUAUCAGUUCUUUCUUUCUUUCUUUCUUUCUUUCUUUUCUGCUUUUUCUUUCUUUUUUAUCACUUCUUUAUUUUUUCUUUCUUUCUUUCUUUCUUUCUAUCACUUCUUUCUUUCUUUUUUUCUUUCUUUUUUCUUUCUUUCUUUCUUUCUAUCACUUUUUUUUCUUUCUUUUUCAGUUCUUUCUUUCUUUCUUUCUUUCUAUCACUGUCUGCUUUUCUUUCUUUUUAUCAGUUCUUUCUUUCUUUCUUUCUUUCUUUCUUACUUUCUUUCUUUCUUUCUUUCUAUCACUGUCUUCUUUUCUUUCUUUCUUUCUUUCUUUCUUUCUUUCUUUUUAUUUUCUUUCUUUUUACCAGUUCUUUCUUUCUUUCUUUCUUUCUUUCUUUCUUUCUUUCUUUUCACUGUCUCUUUUUCUUUCUUUUCUUUCUUUCUUUCUUUCUUUCUUUCUUUCUUUCUUUAUCUCUUUCUUUCUUUUUUCUUUUUAUCAGUUCUUUCUUUCUUUCUUUCUUUUCUUUCUAUCUUGCUUUUCUUUUUUAUCUUUCUUUCUUUCUUUCUUUCUUUCUUUCUUUCUUUCUAUCACUGUCUGCUUUUCUUUCUUUUUACCAGUUCUUUCUUUCUUUCUUUCUUUCUUUCUUUCUUUCUAUCUAUCACUGUCUGCUUUUCUUUCUUUUCUUUCUUUCUUUCUUUCUUUCUUUCUUUCUUUCUAUCACUGUCUGCUUUUCUUUCUUUUUUUCAGUUCUUUCUUUCUUUCUUUCUUUCUUUCUUUCUUUCUAUCACUGUCUGCUUUUCUUUCUUUUUAUCAGUUCUUUCUUUCUUUCUUUCUUUCUUUCUUUCUUUCUAUCACUGUCUGCUUUUCUUUCUUUUUACCAGUUCUUUCUUUCUUUCUUUCUUUCUUUCUUUCUUUCUUUCUUUCUUUCUUUCUUUCUUUCUAUCUAUCACUGUCUGCUUUUCUUUCUUUCUUUCUUUCUUUCUUUCUUUCUUUCUAUCACUGUCUGCUUUUCUUUCUUUCUUUCUUUCUUUCUUUCUUUCUUUCUAUCACUGUCUGCUUUUCUUUCUUUUUAUCAGUUCUUUCUUUCUUUCUUUCUUUCUUUCUAUCACUGUCUGCUUUUCUUUCUUUUUAUCAGUUCUUUCUUUCUUUCUUUCUUUCUUUCUAUCACUGUCUGCUUUUCUUUCUUUUUAUCAGUGCUUCUCUUAUGCUCUUUCUUUUUUUCUUUUUCUUUUUUUCAUUCAUUCUUUCUUUCAUUUUAUCACUAUCCGCUUUUCUUACGUUCUUUCUUUCUAUCACUUCUUUUUUCUCCAGCUUUCUUUCUUCCUUUCUUUCUUUCUUUCUUUCUUUCUUUCUUCCUUUCUUUCUUUCUUUUUUUCUUUCUUUCUUUUCUUUCUUUCUUUCUUUCUUUUUUCUUUCUUUCUUUUUUUCUUUCUUUCUUUCUUUCUUUCUUUCUUUCUUUUCUUUCUUUCUUUUCUUUCCUUCCUGCUUUUCUUUCUUUUUUAUCACGAUCUUUUCUUUCUUUUUUUUCUUUCUUUUAUUACUGUCUCCUUUUCUUUUCUUUUUUCUUUUCUUUCUUUUCUUUCUCCUAACUUUCUUUCUUUAUUCUUUCUUUCUUUCUUUCUAUCUGUCUGCUUUUCUUUCUUUUUUCAGUUCUUUCUUUCUUUCUUUCUUUCUUUCUAUCACUGUCUGCUUUUCUUUCUUUUUUUUUUUAUCAGUUUCUUUCUUUCUUUCUUUUCUUUCUUUCUUUCUUUCUAUCACUGUCUGCUUUUUUUUUCUUUUUAUCAGUUUCUUUCUUUCUUUCUUUCUUUCUUUUUUCUAUCUGUCUGCUUUCUUUCUUUUUAUCAGUUCUUUCUUUCUUUCUUUCUUUCUUUUUUUUCUUUGUCUACUUUUCUUUCUUUUUUUUCAGUUCUUUUUCUUUCUUUUUCUUUUCUUUCUAUCACUGUCUGCUUUUUCUUCUUUUUUUUCUUUCUCUUUCUUUCUUUCUUUCUUUCUUUCUUCACUGUCUGCUUUUCUUUCUUUUUAUCAGUUCUUUCUUUCUUUCUUUCUUUCACUGUCUGCUUUUCUUUCUUUUUAUCAGUUCUUUAUUUUUUCUUUCUUUCUUUCUUUCUUUCUAUCUUCUGCUUUUCUUUCUUUUUAUCAGUUCUUUCUUUCUUUUCUUUCUUUCUUUCUAUCACUGUCUGCUUUUCUUUCUUUUAUCAGUUCUUUCUUUCUUUCUUUCUAUCACUGUCUGUUUUUUCUUUUUUUAUCAGUUCUUUCUUUCUUUCUUUCUUUUCUUUUUUCUUUCUUUCUUUCUUUCUCUUUUCUUUCUUUCUUUCUUUUUUCUUUCUUUUCUUUCUUUCUUUCUUUCUUUUCUUUUCUUUUUACUUUUCUUUUCUUUUUUCUUUCUUUCUUUUCUUUCUUUCUUUCUUUCACUGUCUGUUUUCUUUUCUUUCUUUUCUUUCUUUCUUUUCUUUCUUUCUUUCUUUUCUUUCUGCUUUUCUUUCUUUUUUUUUUCUUUCUUUCUUUUCUUUCUUUCUUUCUUUCUUUCUUCUCUUUCUUUUUAUCAGUUCUUUUUUCUUUCUUUCUUUCUUUCUUUCUUUCUUUCUGUCUCUUUCUUUCUUUUUUUCUUUUUUUUCUUUUCUUUCUUUCUUCCUUUCUUUCUUUCUAUCUUUCACUGUCUGCUUUUCUUUCUUUCUUUCUUUCUUUCUUUCUUUUUUCUUUCUUUCUUUCUAUCUUUCUUCUUUUCUUUCUUUUUUCAGUUCUUUCUUUCUUUCUUUCUUUCUUUCUUUCUUUAUCACUUCUUUUUUUCUUUCUUUUAUCAGUUCUUUUCUUUUCUUUCUUUCUUUCUUUCUUUCUUUCUUUUCUUUCUUUUUUCUUUUUUUUUUUCUUUCUUUUCUUUCUUUCUUUCUUUCUUUCUUUCUUUCUUUUCUUUCUUUCUUUCUUUCUUUAUCACUGUCUUUCUUUCUUUCUUUCUUUCUUUCUUUCUUUCUUUCUUUCUUUCUUUCUUUCUGCUUUUCUUUCUUUCUUUUCUUUCUUUCUUUCUUUCUUUCUAUCACUGUCUGCUUUUCUUUCUUUUUCUUUUUUUCUUUCUUUCUUUCUUUCUUUCACUGUUCUUUUCUUUCUUUUUUUAUCAGUUUCUUUCUUUCUUUUUUCUUUCUUUCUUUGUCUGCUUUUCUUUCUUUUUUUGUAAUUUUCUCUUUCUUUUUUUUUUUUUUCUUUUUCAUUCAUUCUUUCUUUCAUUUUAUCUUUCCACUUUUCUUUCGUUUCUUUCUUUGUCUGUUUUUUCUUUCUUUUUUUCUUUCUUUUUUAUUUCUUUCUUUCUUUCUUUUCUUUUUUGAAUUGAUCUUUUUUCUCAGCUUUCUUUUUCUUUUUUUUUUUUUCUUUCUUUCUUUCUUCUUUUUUUUUCUUUCUUUUUUUUUCUUUCUUUCUUUCUUUUCUUUCUUUCUUUCUUUCUUUUUUCUUUUUUUUUCUUUCUUUCUUUUUCUUUCUUUCUUUCUUUCUUUUCUAUCCUGUCUGCUUUUCUUUCUUUUUAUCACGAUCCGCUUUUCUUACGUUUUUCUUUCUUUUUAUUACUGUCUCCUUAUUACUUUCUUUCUUUCUUUCCUUCUUUCUCUAACUGCUUUUCUUUAUUCUUUCUUUCUUUCUUUCUAUCACUCUGAUUUUCUUUUUUUCAUUAAGUGCUUUUCUUUUUUCUUUCUUUCUGUCACUAUCUAA